AUGGAGGAGUACGUCGUCUUAGCUGAAGGUGAGAACCGUCCCUCGUCGAUUGUCUCAGCAUUCUUACAAUUAGUGCAAACCAUUAUAAUUAAAAUUGUAAACUUAGUACUAUUAUUAGCACCAUCAUUUGUGACAAAGAUGCUUUCUAAAAACUACCAAGUGACGCUUUCACUAUCUUCGAUAUUGAUGGCAAUUGGAAUACUAAUGGUAAUUGGUAUACUUGUAGUUAGAUAUAAAUAUUUGACAGGCUAUCUGAAGAACACAAAAGGUGGGGUACAUACUAAGUCAUCGGAUAAUAAGAAGACAAAGUCGAUUAAUUUGGUGGACUCUGUAGAGAAUAAAGAAAAGAAAGAUUCAAGAUCCACUAACUAUCUUGACGAGUUCUUGAGUGCAAUUAAAUCUUUCGGUUAUUUAGAGAGGCCAGUAUUCCAUGAAUUGACUAAGAAUAUGACCACCCAGAGGGUGGCAGCAGAUGAGAUUUUACACGUAGAUGAAUCUUUAGGGUUCCUGAUCGUAGUUGAAGGAACAAUACAAGUAUUUAUAAAAUUAAAUGAAAGUGCUAAUAAGAAACAACUGGACGGUAAGAUUAGCAGCAGUGAAGAAGCUAUACAUGAUGGUGAUCAAGACGACGACGACAACGAUAGCUCUGAUGACAGAGACGGUUUGAAUUUCGAUUUGGAAAAUGAUGAUUACAAGGGUGACACCAUUACCAUUGGCACACAGAAAUAUCAAUUGCUAAAUGAAGUUAAGAGUGGAGCUCCUCUCUCAUCAUUGAUGAGUGCAUUAGAUCUUUUCAAAGUAGAAGAUAGUGUGAACAGCAUUGAAUUUUCAAAUACUACAUUAAACUCUCCUAUCUUGAGCCCAAGGUUCACUGUUUCCGGUAAUGCAAGUCCGAUUAGUGACCAAGGAGUAUCACCAUUCGAUGGUGACCAUCUCUUCAAAAAUGAGAUUCCCAAGGAGAAGAACAUAUACGUAGCACCGACUAUUGUCUACCCUGAGAUAAUUGCCAGACCUAAAGUCGAAAAUGGCCACUCUUCUUCUCAUUCAACUUUCUCACCUGCUACUAUAGCUAUAAUUCCUAGACUGGCGUUCCAGAGAGUUCAAUCCAAAUACCCCAAGGCCAGCUCGCAUAUAGUAAUCAUGGUACUUACUCGCUUAUAUAAAGUUACCAUGAAUACAAUCCAUAACUACUUGGGACUAACAAAUGAAAUUAUUCACUCUGAGAUUAAGCUAAACAUAGAUAGUACUGAUAGUAAGUUACCAAGAUAUUUGAGAGAUGGGGUAAUUGAAAGGUUCAAGAAGAAUACUUUCUCUACGACAAAUGAAAGGAAGCACAAUGAAGAUGCAAGUAUGUCACCUUCCUCGCUAACAUCUCUCUCACAGACACCUUCAAGCACAACCGCAAACUCAACAAGCAUUGGGAGGUCUAACAGCAAGUCUAUAAAGUCUGUUCCUUCGUCAGUGAGAAUUUUCCCCCCUCUGGUUACAAGAACUUCUUCCUCAAGAUAUGUUGUCUUAGAUUCUCGUAGCAAAUCGACUCAUCCAGGAGACUUACUUUCUUCGGUGCCUCUUUCGAGAAGGCCGGAUAGUAGACCACAAAAAGUCGUGGAGAAAGGAGACAGCUUCACAACUUUUCUGCAAGCGUCAACAAAGUCCUCAGCUUCAAUAAGAGAGUUAUCCUUUUCUUCGGAUCGAGAAGAGACUGAAGAAACAUCAUUGCGUAUUGCAAUUAUUGAAAAUCUUUUCAAACACUUAGGAAUAAAAGAAUUAGAGCUUUCAAAAAUUAUGCAAAAUCCUUUAACCAGGUUUCUGGUAUCGAGCCAAAGCGUUUUGCUGUCAAAAUCAUCAUCUACUAAUGACUUAACAGGCUUAUGGAAUGCAAUGGAUGCGGGAACAAGUUUGUCGACUAUUGGAAGAAAUGUAGGACUUGGAUCAAUGGCAAAAGGAUCGAUUCAUAAAAACCAUUCUUACAAGUAUGAAACGAUAAACAAAAUGGACUACUUCUCAAUCGAAGAACGCCUAAAAGCAUCUUCUAAUAACAGGGAGAUUUCGCCAAGCUUAAACAAGGACAAAGAAAAUACUAAGAAACAGAAGAGAUCCAGUUAUCUGCAAUAUGAUUUUGUUGAUAUGAAACAUGAAUUUUCUAAAUACUUGGAAUUGAAAUACUAUUCUUCAAAUUCAGUACUCGUCGAACAAGGUAAAUUUGAGUCUGGAAUGUAUUAUGUUAUAGACGGAUCUUUAGAUAUCGUUAACGUUUCUGGAAAGAAUGAAAGAAAGUUAUACACAGUAAAGGAAGGUGGACUAGCAGGCUACCUUAGUGCCAUUGUUGGUUUUAGAUCCUUAGUGACGAUUAGAGCUCCUAAAGAAAAAGGAGUCAUUGUUGCAUAUAUUUCGAGAAAAAACUUCUCUAUGCUAAGUGAUAAGUUCUAUUUUGUUCAGUUACCAAUUGCCACUAAGCUAAAGUCAUUGUUAUCUAAAAAGAUCUUAAUGAUCGAUUAUGCAUUAGAAUGGUGUCACAUUCCCGCAGGAAAUGUCUUAAGCGCACAAGGGGAUAUGGCAAAUGGUUUCCACAUAGUAUUGAGCGGUAGAUUUAGAGUUGUAAGGACAGAGAAGGGGCAGACAGCAAGUGAACGUCUUAAAAAUAGUAAGGACGCACCACUCGAAACCAUUAUACUUGGUGAGUAUGGUCAUGGUGAAUCUAUUGGAGAAGUUGAGGUAUUGACUGCUUCGCGUAGAACUAGUUCAUUGAUUGCAGUCAGAGAUUCGGAAACAGCCAGGAUCCCAAGAACAUUAUUUGAAAUUCUAUCUAUUCAAAACCCAUCAAUUAUGAUUAAAGUCUCAAGAAUUGUUGCUGAUAAAUUAAUGAAUCCCAACAAUAAUAUACUCCAACAGCAGCAAGUACUAUCAACCACCAUAUCUUCAUCUACUUCCAGGUACAUAUCUACUGACUAUAAGACUAUAACUAUUUUACCUACUACUUCUGGACUUCCUGUAAGAGAGUUUGCAGACAAGUUGGUUCACGCAUUAAAGAGUAUUGGCCGUACUGUUAUUUCUUUAGAUCAGGCUUCAACUUUGACUCACUUAGGUCGCCAUGCUUUUGACGAGAGACUCUCUCGUUUGAAAUUGUCUGGGUAUUUUGCAUUUUUAGAAGAAGAAUAUGAGACUAUUGUGUAUAUAUGUGAUUCGCCUUUAAGAUCAAAUUGGACAUCAACGUGUAUUUCUCAAGGUGACUGUAUACUAUUGUUAGCUGAUGCGGAGGAUAAAGAAAUUGCUGCAAGUGUUGGAGAUUAUGAAAAGUUAUUGCUAAGGCAGAAGACAACAGCCAGGACUGAUCUAUGCCUAAUCCACCCUGAGAAAUACGUUGAAGCUGGCUCUACCAGUUUUUGGUUGAAAAAUAGAAUCUGGGUACAAGGUCAUCACCAUAUUCAAAUGGAAAUUACGAGAGAAAACACUGAAGAAGAAAAUAUUAAUUCUACAAGUGCAAGUUAUUCAUCUUCGAACUUACUUAAAGACUUUGCAGCUAAGAUGGCCAACCCAAAUUUGAAAUUAAAGUUAGGUUCUAAAACAUUAACUUCCUUAGUUAAAAACCUUAAUGAUAGGAGAAUACAACGAAGACUGAGAAGGCAUGGAGACAAUAGCAUAACAUCUAGCGUUGCUACACAUAAGAACGAUUUUUUAAGAUUAGCUAGAAUUUUAUCCAAUGAAGCGGUUGGAUUAGUAUUGGGAGGUGGAGGAUCAAGAGGAAUUUCUCAUGUUGGAAUUGUAGCAGCAUUAGAAAAACAUGGGAUACCAAUAGAUUUAAUUGGGGGUACAUCUAUUGGGUCCUUCGUUGGUGGUUUGUAUGCGAAGGACUACAAUAGCGUUUCCAUAUAUGGUAGAGCAAAGAUAUUUUCAAUGAGAGUAUCAUCAUUGUGGAGAUCAAUAUUAGAUCUAACUUAUCCUGUUACAUCAUACAUUACUGGUUAUGAAUUUAACAGAGGUAUCUGGAAGACUUUCGGAUCAAGUGAAAUUGAAGAUUUUUGGUUGAAAUUUUAUUGUAACUCUACCAACAUCACUAAUUCAACCAUGGAUAUACAUGAAACAGGAUAUCUGUGGCGGUUCAUUAGAGCUUCCAUGUCCUUAGCUGGUCUUCUUCCACCAAUUGCGUAUGAUGGCUGUAUGCUAUUAGAUGGAGGGUACUUAGAUAACUUGCCAGUUGAUGAAAUGAAGAAGAAAGGUGCUAAGUAUAUUAUUGCCGUAGAUGUUGGAUCUGCAGAUGAUAGAACGCCUAUGAAUUACGGAGACACUCUUUCAGGAUUUUGGGUUUUAUUUAACCGCUGGAAUCCAUUUCUGCAACAUCCUAAUGUUCCAAACAUGAUGGACAUUCAAUCCAGAUUAGCAUAUGUUGCCAGUGUUAAUGCGUUGGAGAUAGCUAAAAGAACACCCGGAGUAAUUUAUUUGAGACCUCCCAUUGAAAAUUAUGCUACCUUAGAUUUUGCAAAAUUUGAUGAAAUAUAUCAUGUUGGUAUGAACUAUGCUGAGGAGUUCUUCUUAGAGUUAGACAGAAGCGGUAAGUUCCCCCAAAUUGCUGGUAGAGCUGAUAAGAGUAAAAAAGUAGAGGAUCCUAAUACUUUCUUGCAAAGAAGAAAUUCAAUUUAA
Molecule: messenger RNA, 4638 nt
Organism: Dujonia railenensis
Lineage: Eukaryota; Fungi; Ascomycota; Pichiomycetes; Serinales; Debaryomycetaceae
Source: the annotation of a GenBank genome assembly